UUUGCUACAACGUUGGGAUCAGCGCGUGCCAAAGGAGUGCUCAGUGGCAGCGGGCCUUGGCGCUGCUCAGCGAGAUGUGGGAGGCGAAGCUGGAGCCCAGCGUCGUCAGCUACAGCGCUGGGAUCAGCGCGUGCGCAAUGGGCGAGCAGUGGCAGCGAGCCUUGGCGCUUUUCAGAGAGAUACGGGAGGCGAAGCUCGAGCCCAACGUCAUCAGCUUCAGCGCUGGGGUCAGCGCGUGCCAAAGGAGUGCUCAGUGGCAGCGGGCCUUGGCGCUGUUCAGCGAGAUGCGGGAUGCGAAGCUCGAGCCCGACGCCAUCAUUUACAGCGCUGGGAUCAGCGCGUGCGAGAAGGGCGAACAGUGGCAACGGGCGCUGGCGCUGCUCAGUCAGAUGCGGGAGGCGAAGCUAGAGCCCGACGUCAUCAGCUACAACGCUGGGGUCAGCGUGUGCGACUUGGGCGAGCAGUGGCAACGGGCCCUGCAACUGUUCAGCGAGAUGUGCGAGGCGCUGCUGAAGCCCAGCGUCUCAGCUACUGCGUUGGGAUAAGCGCGUGUGAGAAGGGCGAGCAGUGGCAGCGGGCCUUGGCGCUGCUCAGCGAGAUGCGGGAGGCGAAGCUAGAGCCGAACACCAUCGGCUACAGCGCUGGGAUCAGCGCGUGCGCAAAGGGCGAGCAGUGGCAGCGGGCCUUGGCAACCCUCAGCGAGAUGCGGGAGGCGAAGCUGGAGCCCAACGUCAUCAGCUACAGCGCCGGGGUCAGCGCGUGCGAAAAGGGCGUUCAGUGGCAGCGGGCCCUGGUGCUGCUCAGCGAGAUGCGGGAGGCGGAGCUGGAGCCGAACGUCAUGAUUACAGCGCUGGGAUGA
Molecule: messenger RNA, 859 nt
Organism: Prorocentrum cordatum
Lineage: Eukaryota; Dinophyceae; Prorocentrales; Prorocentraceae
Source: the annotation of a GenBank genome assembly